CUCAUCCUAUGUGUUAUGACCUUAACCUCUUCCUCCACGUGGUUUGAUAAUGUGUCCAUACUGAUGGUCCUGCUUAACUGUGUGACUCUGGGCAUGUACAAGCCCUGUGAAGAGAUGAACAUCACUCUAGAGGAUGUAUUCUUUGUUUUCUUUGUGAUGGAAAUGCUCAUCAAGAUGGUGGCCCUGGGAAUCUUUGGCUAUGAAGGAAGUUACUUCAGCAACAACUGGAACAAGUUUGACUUCUUCAUCAACUUGGAAAAGUUGUUGGAGUAUUUUUUAGCUUCUCUUGGCAUUCGCUUAAGAGUCGGUCAGGCGCUCAGGCCAAUGCGACUGAUAAGCAGAAUAACAAGUAUGCGAGGCUUGGUGUCAGUACUCUUGGACACUGUGCCGAUGCUUACAAAUGUUCUCCUCCUCUACCUCUUUGUCAUCCACAUCUUCUCCGUUGUGGGAGUCCAGCUGUGGGCGGGGCAGCUGCUCAACCGCUGCUUCCUGGGAGAGGACAUUCCCGCAAUGUACAAUGUGUCCUUAAGUCCAUACUACACGUCCACGUAUGGUGAAAAUGUCCCAUUUAUCUGUUCGCCUGAUGACAAGAAUGGGAUGGUACACUGCCAUGAUGUUCCACCUUACAAAAAGGGUGGGGAAACCUGCUCAUUGGCUGCACCCCACCAUGUUUCAGCUCCAAAUGAGUUAGUCCCCACAGGGGCUGGGGCCAGUGCUAACACCUGUGUGAACUGGAACUUGUACUAUAAUGUCUGUCGUGCUGGGGACCACAACCCUCACUUGGGAGCCAUCAAUUUUGAUCACAUCGCCUAUGCCUGGAUAGCCAUUUUUCAGGUAGUCACGAUGGAAGGAUGGAUGGAGAUCAUGUUUUAUUUUAUGGAUGCUUAUUCCCCCUGGAGUUUUAUAUUUUUUGUAUUCGUCACCCUGAUGGGCUCCUUCAUCAUGAUGAACGUGUACGCAGUCGUCAUCGCCACCCAGUUCUCAGAGAGUAUGGAAAGAAGGACAGGAAAGCCUCUUGCUGACGCUGUGUCCAUCACUAAGUUCUGUGACAAGUUAACCUGCUGGCUGCGGAAGAUCUCCCGUAGAUACAACAGACAUCGUAACAAAGUACAACCUAAUGGCAGUAGCAGCUUGAACACGUCCUCAUUGGCUCAGGCCUGGAUACCCAUCAAGAAUACAGCUGAGAGGACUGUCAACAGUAACCUCUUUGACCGAGGGAUCAUGUUUACAGUUGUACUCUGUAUUUUGACCAUGGUCGUAGAGCACAACGGGCAGCCUGAGGAGAUGACACAAGUGUUACAGAUCAGUAACAUCAUCUUCACCAUUGUAUUUGUUCUGGAGAUGGUCUUAAAGCUGGUGGCUCUCACAUGGAAGUACUUUACGGACCGAAACAACAUGUUUGACUUUGUCAUCGUUAUCAUCAGUUUGUGGGAGAUAAUUGCUAAAGCUGAUGGCAGGUUGUCAGUUCUGCGGGCAUUUCGCCUGCUGCGGUUUGUGAAGUUGGUUCACUUCUUCCCUUACCUGAAGAAACAGCUGCAAGUGCUGAAUAUGGCAGUGGAAGGAGCAGCCCCACUCGGUGGGCUACUGCUGUUUGUCAUUUUCAUUUUUAGGCAAUGCAGUGUACUGGGUAUGCAAUUGUUUGGUUGUAAACUUAACAUCAAGACACCAUGCGGAGACAUCGUCCCUGACCAAAAAAACUUUGACACACUACUCUGGUCCAUGGUCACAGUGUUUGAGCUUCUGACUCAGGAUGACUGGAAUCUGGUGCUGUACAACACGAUGGCUGCUACCUCCCCAUGGGCCGCUCUCUACUUUAUUGCGGUCAUUGUGUUUGGAAAAUCUGUUCUUCUCAAUGUUCUUGUGGGCAUAGUGGUUGACAGCUUCCAGGCAAAGCGCUCCUCAGAUUCUGAUCAAAUUGAUCCCUGUGGGUCCGCCAGCUCCUCUCCAAACAACUUGGCCUCUUCACAGAGAGAUAACAAGAAAAAUGACCACUCAAGCCACAACCAAGACAGCACUGUCUCUCACCCUGGGCCCAGCAGAUCCCCUGCGAUUAACUCAGCCCCCGAGGAAGACUCUGCACCUCUAGAUGCCAAUGAGGACAAUAAGCCUUUGAACUUGACCCAGAAAGUGCGCCGCUGGUGCAAAGAGCAUGAAGAGUGGUCAUUCUACAUAUUGUCUCCACUGAACAGGUUCCGUAUCUGUUGCCUUCGUGUGAUCUCUCACAAGAUGUUUGACCACAUGAUUCUGCUCUUUAUUCUCCUUAACUGUGUCACCAUUGUUUUGGAGAGGCCUGGAAUAGACUCUAAAAGCAUGGAGCGAUGGAUGCUGGAUUUGUCUAAUUACGUAUUCUCUGCUGUCUUCCUGGUAGAGAUGCUUGUUAAGGUUCUGGCUCUUGGUUUGAUAUUUGGGAAGGAGAGCUACUGCCGGUCUUCCUGGAAUAUCAUGGACGGUUUGUUGGUGAUUCUGUCUUUAGUCCACAUCCUCGUCACUUUUGUCAGUACGGUUGAUAGUCACAUGCUGGGCAUCCUCAAAAUGUUACGCCUGCUACGGAUUCUUCGCCCACUGAGGGUAAUCGAGCAAGUUCCGAAACUGAAGCUGGCUGUGGAAGCUCUGAUGGCCUCAGUUAAACCCAUCAGGAACAUCCUUCUCAUUUGCUUCGCCUUCUUCUUUUUCUAUGGCAUCCUUGGGUUGCAGUUGUUCAAAGGGAAGUUCUACUACUGUGUUGGUGCGGACAUAAGAAACAUCACCAACAAGACUGAUUGUCUGUCUGCCAACUAUCACUGGAUACGAAAGGAGUACAACUUUGACAAUCUGCUUCAGGCUCUGAUGACGUUGUUUGUAAUGUUCUCCAAAGAUGGCUGGAUGAACAUCAUGUAUGAUGGGCUGGAUGCUGUGGGAGUGGACCAACAGCCUGUGAGGAAUCACAACGAGUGGAUGCUGCUCUACUUUAUCUCCUUCAUGAUUAUAAGCUUCCUUCUCCUCGAUAUGUUUAUUGGUGUAAUGGUGGAGACCUUCCACCACUGUCAGCAGAAUCAAAAAAGAAGAGAUCGAGAGUUACUAGAAGAGGGAGGAAAAGUCCAGUGCAACAACAUGUGUGUUCCAGAGCCUGCACAGAUGCCAUAUUACACUCACUACUCCACCAUACGACGAGCUAUCCAUUCUCUGUGUACCAGCAACUUCUUGGACCUCUUCAUGAUUGUCAUCAUUGUCAUCAGUGUCGCAGUGAUGGCUAUCCAACAUUACAAUCAACCUCCGUAUAUAGAGAAGAUUACGGAGUAUUCCUUCUAUGUGUGCACCAUCAUCCUGAUCAUUGAAGUCCUGCUGAAGCUCGUGGCGUUUGGCAUAUGGAGGUUCAUAAAAAUCAGUUGGAAUCUGCUGGACGUUGCUGUACUCACGGUUUCCAUCAUCGGCAUCGUUUUGCACAAGAUGAACAUGGCAGACACAGUUCCCAUUAAUCCCAGCAUCCUGAGAGUAUGUAGAGUACUCAGACUAGCACAAGUCCUAAAAGUCAAAAAGCUAAGAAUUCUGCUAAAAACCAUCAUGAAGACUCUCUCACAGGUGGGAAAUAUUUGUCUGCUCUUCACAUUCUUUUUCUUUAUCUACGCUGCGGUGGGAGUGGAGCUCUAUGGCAAGCUAGAAUGCAAUGAUGACCGCCCGUGCCUGGGUUUACGCCCCGAAGCCAACUUCAGACAUUUUGGGGUGGCCCUGCUCACGCUGUACGGCGUGUGCACCGGAGACAACUGGAGCGUGGUUUUGAAAGACGCAAUGAGAGAAUGCCAUCCGGGUGACCACGGCUGCAUAAGCUACCUUUCCUGGGUUUCUCCGUUGUACCUCAUCAGUUUCGUGGUUAUGGCCCAGUUUGUGCUAGUGAACCUGGUGGUGGCAACAAUUAUGCAAGCGCUGGAGGACACGAACAAGGAGGAAGGAAUGCAUGACGAGGCCCGGCUGUCUCCAGGGGAGAGUGACAGACCCAGUGCCAGCCACGUCAAUGCAGAGGGCUCCUCAGAGACGUGAGGUCGCACAGAAAUUAUUUACUUGUUUUGAGGAGUAAUGUAUAUGUUUGAUUUAAUGCCACAUGUUGGUUUUAAUGGCAUUUGGUUUUAUCAUCUUAGAGGGAUUUUGAAAUUGUAUAAUGUUUUAAUUAUUAUUUUCUUAUUUUAAUUAACAAUAUUUUGUAAAUAAAUUGUAUAUAUUUGAUUUAAUGCCACAUGUUUUUUUGAUGGAAGUUGUUUUUAUCUUCUUAUGUUAUUAGAGUGAUUUUGAAAUUGUAGAAGGUUUUAAUUAUUAGUUUCUCAUUUUAAUUAGCGAUAUAAACUGUGUAAAUAAAUUGUAUAUAUUUGAUUUAACUUAAUGUUUAAGCUAUUAGAGUGAUUUUUAUACAGUUAGUUGUUGGUAAUUGAUAUUAAAUAUAUAAUUUUCUAGUUAUCGUUCUUGUUUUCAAGUAGUAAACUGUGUAUAGAUGUUUUUCAUUUUGACUAUGUAUAAAUUUCCGAUAUAAUUUUUCUUGAAUAAAUGUAAUCAACCU
Molecule: messenger RNA, 4525 nt
Organism: Micropterus salmoides (largemouth bass)
Lineage: Eukaryota; Metazoa; Chordata; Actinopteri; Centrarchiformes; Centrarchidae
Product: voltage-dependent T-type calcium channel subunit alpha-1H-like
Exons: 31
Coding region: 16-4014 (1332 amino acids)
Biological process (GO): calcium ion import; neuronal action potential; membrane depolarization during action potential
Cellular component (GO): voltage-gated sodium channel complex; plasma membrane; neuron projection
Molecular function (GO): voltage-gated sodium channel activity; low voltage-gated calcium channel activity
Source: RefSeq, a predicted model, not a curated record